AAUCGAGAAUCGAGUAAUUUGGUUUUCAGGCCGAAUCUAGUUGAAGAAAAGAUGGGUAAAUUAAAAGUUAAAACAAUUGUACUCUUUUUCCCAGCUCGAGGAAUCAAAGUGCAUAUAUGACAUAUCUUAUAGCUUGAGGGGCCAAAGUAUUAAUUCAUAUAAUUGAGGGGGCAAAGUAUCAUUUAUAAUAGUUACUCCAACGCAUUUAUUUUGAUCUCUUUCAUCUUUUAUCGCAUUUGCAGAAGAUCCCAAUAUUAAUUAAUUAAGAGAAGAAAAACCCACCGACGAGAUCAACCGAUUUCACGCGUCGUCUCCAACUGGACAGCUUCAUCAGAUUAUCUCUCUCUCUCUCUCACACACACUACACACAGUGGGAUACUUACUGUAUGUAAUCCCGAUCUCCGGAGGAAAAAGCGAAUCGACAAUGGCGAUUCAUCUCCGUUUGCUUUCUUCAGCUUUUCAUCUAUUCAUCGCAGUCUCCUUGCUCCUCAACGAUUUCGUCCACUGCAAAACCCUAAAGCGAGAUGUGAAGGCAUUAAAUGAAAUAAAGGCGUCGCUAGGAUGGAGAGUGGUGUAUGCUUGGGUCGGUGAUGAUCCUUGUGGAGAUGGUGAUUUGCCGCCGUGGUCUGGUGUCACAUGUUCGACUGUGAGUGGAAGUGAUUUCAGAGUUGUUACCGAAUUGGAAGUGUACGCAGUUUCUAUUGUUGGUCCUUUUCCACUUGCAGUUACCAACCUGGUGGAUCUUACGAGGCUGGAUCUACACAAUAACAAACUGACCGGGCCAAUUCCAUCUCAAAUCGGACGGUUGAAGCAUCUUAAGAUACUUAAUUUGAGAUGGAACAAGCUGCAAGAUGCCAUUCCUCCUGAAAUUGGUGAACUAAAGCAGCUAACGCAUCUUUAUUUGAGUUUCAAUAGUUUUAAGGGCGAAAUUCCAAAGGAGCUUGCAAAUCUUCCCGAACUUCGUUACCUCCAACUACACGAAAAUCGUCUCAUCGGUAGAAUCCCACCUGAAUUAGGAACUUUGUCAAAUCUGCGCCACUUGGAUGUUGGUAAUAAUCACUUGGUUGGAACCAUAAGGGAACUCAUUCGCAUUGAAGGAUGCUUCCCAGCUCUUCGUAAUCUGUACCUUAACAACAAUUACCUUACUGGAGGCGUUCCAUCACAGCUUGCUAAUUUGACAAACUUGGAGAUCUUAUAUUUAUCCUACAACAAGAUGUCUGGAGUUAUACCAUUCGGGCUUGCUCAUAUUCCUCGAUUGACCUACUUGUACUUGGAUCACAACCAAUUUUCCGGGAGGAUUCCCGAUACCUUCUACAAGCAUCCAUUUUUAAAGGAGAUGUACAUCGAAGGAAAUUCAUUCCGGCCAGGCGUGAAACCUGUCGGCGACCACAAAGUCCUGGAACUUGCCGAUUCAGACUUCCUCUUUUAGGCAAACGAAAGUUUUGACUAGUAUUUAAAUUCCUAUUAGUAUUUAUAUUUUCGGUAAUUCAUUGAUCAGCAGCAGUUAUUUCGUAAAAUUGAUUCAUGUAAGCUUUAGCUCCCAACUGAAAAAACAUCAUUGGGGCUUCAGGCUCGAUCAAACUUGCCUGAAGUGUAUAUAGAUAAUACCUUCGUCGUUAUGCAGAAAACCCGAACUUAUACAAA
Molecule: messenger RNA, 1644 nt
Organism: Erythranthe guttata (spotted monkey flower)
Lineage: Eukaryota; Viridiplantae; Streptophyta; Magnoliopsida; Lamiales; Phrymaceae
Molecular function (GO): protein binding
Source: RefSeq, a predicted model, not a curated record